Aphanomyces invadans is the source of this 1913-nucleotide messenger RNA. RefSeq lists its product as hypothetical. The record is from RefSeq and is a predicted model, not a curated record. Lineage: Eukaryota; Oomycota; Saprolegniomycetes; Saprolegniales; Verrucalvaceae. The transcript has a single exon. The coding region runs from base 1051 to 1551 and encodes 166 amino acids.
GUCUCUUUUCUCUCGUUUGGUUCAUCAUGUCCUGUCAAACUGAAACACGUCGCAAUCGCCGUGGUCGUAGUCACAUGCAGACGUGAAACAAGGCAGCUGGCACUCGUAGUCGCCGAGGAAAUGACGGUAGCAAUCGGGGGCACACGGAUUGAUACACGACGCCUGGAACGUCUCGACGUACGCUUGGCGCUGCCUGGCAUCGACAAAGUCGGGCACAGUCGGGUCGUCGAGGGGGUUCCCGCACAACAGAACGGUCCGACUCGUCUGUUGAAGCAAAUUCCACGGCGCUUUCGUCAUGUGAUUCCCCGACACGUCGACGACACUGAGGGAUCGCAUGCCUUGGAGAGCGUUCGGCAGGGCCGUGAUGGCAUUGUGGUACAGAAACAACCUGUUCAGGUUCAUGUGAGCGAAAACGGUGGUCGGCAGCGACGAAAUCGAGACGUUGGUCAGGCACAGCCGCGUUAGGGUUUGCCACGUCGCCGGCACCUCGAACGGCUCGACGAGGGGCAAGUUGGACAACGUCAUCGAGACCAACACGCGUGGCAACUGGCCGAGCAACAUCGUCGGGACCACGGCCAUCGGCAUGUUUCGAAACACCACAACGCUCAUGAACGGAGGCAACGACGCGUCUGGCCACGACGACGUGUUGGUGAACUUGACGCCGAGGUAGUACAGAGACGGAAACUGGUGCAGCGUUUGAUUGCGCAGACCUGUGGGCAAGUCGCAUCGGCUGAUGAGAAUCGCCAGCACGUUCGAUCCGAGGUCCGACGCGUGCAGCGCCGUCUCGGCGUCGGCGAUCUUUAAAACAGCGCAGUUGACAUGCACGUAGCUGCACUGGCAUCGCGUAUCCCACAAUGGCCGGGUGAACAGCACGCAGGACACCGGGCACGCGUCGCGGAACCAAGCGGCAUGACCCAGAGACACCAACAAGACGACUCCCCACGUCGCACUGCACGUCAUGUACAGUUUGACCCAUCCACGCACGCCAAAGUGUUUCAUCUUGGACGAGGCCAGGUUGCUUGAGGUCUGCUUUGUCAGACGUCGGCCGCGAUGGAGGGCAUUUGUGGCCAGCCCGAGGGACGUGACGAGGCGCCACAGCGACACAAUCGACCCGAGAUGGAUCGCACACUUGGCGACCCCGUCCGGAAUCGACGUGACCAUGUUGUGCCGUGUAAACUGCACGCCACGGACGAGGGCGAUGGGAUUGCGGGCCAUGUUUGGAUUGUACACGACGUACCGGACCAACGGGAUGAGAUAUGCCACGAUGUGGAGCAGGCUCGACAUGACGAAGCUGCACACGCUGGACGUCCAGUUGACCAUGAUGAUCUUGGUCGUCUUGUGGGCUGUCAGGAAGCAAAGCGGCGUCACGAUGGCGUGCAGCGCCACAAACACCACGAAGGUCGCCACGGCCGUGUGGUCGACGAGUUGAUGCGAGAUUGCAAACGCUUCGUACGUCUGGCCCGCGAGCUCGAUCAAGUUGUAAGCUACCAUAAAGUUGUCGCUUCCAAGCCACGCAAGGGCCUCGUUGAGUCGUCGGUCAAGCCAAGCUAAUUUGGCCGGCGAUAGCCACUGGAGAUGCCGUGUGUUGUUGGCAAGCAGGUUGCGGUUAGUAAGCUUUCGUCUGUUGGUGGGAAAGCAGGUGCGCACGAAAAGGAGGAUGUGGAGUCCAGCCAGCGUCAAGUACGCUGCGCUCGUGCCGGGGAUGUUGAUCACUCGCGUCACUUGUCUCUCCGAGUCAUCGAGCUUGUAAAUGAUGGCGACUUGAACCACCAAAUACAGCGCUGACACGACGUGUUUGGUCAUUGCAUAUGCAAUGAUCCACCGUCCAAGUCGAACGGGUAGGUCCAUCUCGGUGAGUUCGACCGCAUGGUCCAGCGGGACCACAGCAACUUGCAUCCCCACUUGCGAACAUA